AUGCAAUGGAUUGAGGACACCGCAGCGCACAAUCGCUCCCCAGCAUACCUACAGGACGUCGCGCAGACGCGCAUGACUACGUACAUGGGCUUCGUGAGCUUCACGAUACUAGUAUGGGACCACAUAAUAACCUUCGGAGAUGAGGUAUAUCCGCGUAACUAUGUGGGUCAUGUUCAAGCUGACAAGUAG
This is a messenger RNA of Phanerochaete carnosa HHB-10118-sp, 189 nucleotides long. RefSeq lists its product as uncharacterized. The record is from RefSeq and is a predicted model, not a curated record. The coding region runs from base 1 to 189 and encodes 62 amino acids. Lineage: Eukaryota; Fungi; Basidiomycota; Agaricomycetes; Polyporales; Phanerochaetaceae. The transcript has 3 exons.